ACUAUUGUCAAAGAGUCGCCUGUGAACAAAACUGUGAACAGCACAUUCGAUUUAAAUUUUUUGCAAAACUUUUUUCCACAGCUCAGAAGACGUCGCCUCUCUCUGAGUGACGUCACCGCCGCCGCCCAGCUCGUGUGAUACAGCCGCGGUGUGGAAACAGGCGCAACAACUCGAGGCUACAGUCGUCCGGGCGUGUUGCUAGCUGAGCUCUCCCAUCCAGGCAGGGGUCAGGCCGAGCAGUCGCCCCCCUCCCGCCCACCAAAUAUUCGGCCAACUCAUGUUGAAUUUAGCAGAUAUGGAUUUCGACGCUUUAUUCAACGAGAAGACAUUCCAAUUUUCCGACUUCCAGGAGUUCACGUUUCUUCCUGGACACCAGAAGUUGACUGAACGGGUGAAGAAGCGACUGUACUAUGGCCUGGACAAAGACGUUUCCUUGGAUGCCCUCUCGUGCCCUGUGACAGAUAUUGCCGUCGAAAUCUUCCAGAAGUCUGCCCCGAGCCCGAUCAGAAAGCUCCAGAAGAAGUAUGCAGCUCACGUCGUCAGGGAGGCGUGCAUCUCUCCCUGUGCCAUGAUGCUGGCGCUAGUUUACAUCGAAAGGCUCCGACACAGAAACCCUGAAUACCUACAGAAGAUCUCCUCCUCUGACCUCUUCCUGAUCUCCAUGAUGGUAGCCAGCAAGUACCUGUAUGACGAAGGAGAGGACGAAGAGGUUUUCAACGAUGAGUGGGGAGCCGCUGGGAAGCUGGAUGUCCAAACUGUCAAUAACCUGGAGAUGAACUUCUUGAAUGCCAUUGAGUGGAGCCUUUUCACUGAGCCAGUUGACUUCUUUGACAUACUGAGUCAUCUGGAAACCAGCAUUGCGGAGCAACAGGGGAUGAAACGCGGCUGGUUCACCUACACUGACCUCUGUGUGCUGCUGGAGCAGUCAGCAUGGAGUCAAGCCCUCACAGCCAUCUACCAGCACUUUACUAAGGUCUCCUGUAUGCUCGGUGUGGUCUAUCUGACCAGUGUGGCCGGCCUCAUCGUCACCAGCGCUGUGUUGCACGAGCUCAGUCUCCUCAGGGUCAUUCAAUCCCCGAACGCCUCCUCAACUGAGAGCAUCCCAGCCUUCCUUCCGACCUCUAACGUAGACCCAGAAGCUCCUGCUGCUACCCAGCGCCUUCCCUGUCGUGUUUUGGCCAACGACAGCCUGAACCGGCAGACCGUCGCUCCUGAAGUCGGCCAGCACCACAGACAAAGUCCCCCGUCGGCUUCCUCACAGACAUCCGUGUUGUGUCUCUGGGGCUCCCUCCUUGCCUCGAUGGGUCACAUACAUCCUGAAGCAUUGCCCGGUGCGGAAACCCCACAAACCUGGUCUGCUGCUUCCCUCUUCUGCCCUGGCUGUCUUGCAACCCUCCCACCUCUGCACUGCGGGCCUAAAAACACCUCAGCACUCCUCACUCGCGGUUCCCCUGAUCACCAUCAGCGCCAUGCACCGUGGCUGGCGUCUGGCCUCCUUGGGGCCGCAGAACCAAAUCUAAACACUCGCCUGGGGGGGUUUCCUGCUCUGCAGGUGAGAUCCUGCCACCCAGAGUCUCUGUUGCCCAUCAAGAAAGUCCAAGCUCUACUAAUACCCGGAUAGAGAGUGGAAAACAACACUGCUGCCAACCUGUAGUAACGGAUUUGAAAACAAACCCGCGCAACUGCUUUUAAGUCUAUGUUUGUUUACUUUUCCAGAUCUAGAGUACAGGAGUGGAGGCCAGAGUAAUCUGGCAUAUUACAACAACACAGCACAGUAUGGAAAAAAAUUCACUCAUGUUUCACGGCUCGCCAUAAGUAAAAUGCCGCAGUUUUCAGUUAAUGCCUCGCAAAUAGCUUUUUGCUGCAGAGAAGGAAUUUGAGGAUGGUUUUGUGUUUGUUGGCAUCAACCAAACCUCUUUUGUUACCCACGUUUUGUUAUUGUUCGAGAGUUCAGGAAAUGUGAGCGGGUGACGGUGUGGAGUGUAUUUUCGAGUUGAUGAACGCGUGCAGACGUUACACACAGCACAUCUGAAAGUUGAGUUUUCGCAGUGAAUUUUUGAAAAUGUUUUUGCAUCUUGAGCAAAAGGGACUAAUACCAUGUUUUUUCUGUCAUAUGCACAUACAGACAUUGUUCAUAUGCACUGAUUUUGCGGGACAGAAGUCUUUGCCAACACUCGUGAAGCAAAUUUAACUCCCUUAAAAUUGCAUCUUCAUACCUCAGAGUCGUUGGCCACAUGGUGAUCAAUAACACUUUUUCCUCUUAUUUGAAAAAAAAUCCAUAUUAUUUUCUUUUCAUAGUCAUACCACCAGAAUUUAUGUGGCAUAACCAUAAUGCUACGUUUCUGUAACAGGGUAAUGUUUAGCCAAAUUAAAGAGAUUAAGUCGAGAAGUUUCCCACACUCCGAGGGGAAGAAGGUCUGGUUAAAAUGUGUUAAACACAAUUUUCUAUUUUGUUUCCGGUUGGCUUUUUUCAGAGUAAAACAUUUAAAUACAAGGCGGCAAAAUGUCAAAGAACAACAUUCUUUGUCGGCGUCGUCUGGAAUUUGCAUACUGGCUCCAACAGGACGCACCACUCCAUGGUCACCACAUUCAUCUUUUAAACACCAGAGGAAGAAAAUGUAAAUAUUGUUUUUAUGUAAACAGACGCACAUGGUCCCCGGGACGUUUGACUUUGUAACUCAACCUUUAACAAAUUGCUGUGAGCAUUUGAAUUUGAUACAUCUAAAAAGAAUGGAGUCCUUUAAUUUUGUAAAUGCUGUAAAAAAUGCAAAUAUUGUUAAAAAAAACAACAAUUAAUAAAUAAUUCAUUACUUUAUGACA
Scophthalmus maximus (turbot) is the source of this 2820-nucleotide messenger RNA. RefSeq names its product cyclin Pas1/PHO80 domain containing 1 (gene cnppd1). Gene Ontology annotation, cellular component: nucleus; cyclin-dependent protein kinase holoenzyme complex. Gene Ontology annotation, biological process: regulation of cyclin-dependent protein serine/threonine kinase activity. Gene Ontology annotation, molecular function: protein kinase binding; cyclin-dependent protein serine/threonine kinase regulator activity. The transcript has 8 exons. Bases 278 to 1621 code for a protein of 447 amino acids. The record is from RefSeq and is a predicted model, not a curated record. NCBI's taxonomy places the organism in Eukaryota, Metazoa, Chordata, Actinopteri, Pleuronectiformes, Scophthalmidae.